AUGGGUCUCGAUAAACAUUCGAUAGAGACCUCCGUCGCAGAGCACAUCCCAAUCACGCGGAGUAUGCGUCGUAUCAUUGCAUCUAGAUACAUUCAAUCUAUCGGUAUAUGCCCGCACAGCAUCUUGGAUGGAUCAUCUUUACCAAAGUUGACGACUUUUUCGCUUUUUCGCAAUUUACCACUUGAACUCCGCGCUCAGAUCUGGACGCUUGCUUUUCAGGAGCCUCAUAUAGUAGAGCUCGAGCUUUUGACCUCCACGGAUACAGCAUCCAGUUCGCAGCAGCGAUCAUCCUCUUGGAGCUUUCGCAACACGACUCCGCACCCUCUUCUUUCAACUUGUAUCGAAUCCAGAGAAGAGAUUUUAAAGCGGUACCGAUUUUCUGAACAUUCAAGAUACAACUCACUUCCCAUAACCUUUGCCAUCAAUUCAUUGUUUCUCAAGGAUCUCAACUUUGGUUCUGUCCAAGGUUAUUGGCAGCGAAAUGUGAAUUAUGUUAAGAACGGCGAUUGUAGAGUGUUUCUACCGAGUAUCUUUGAGUCUGUAGAAAGUUUAGUGAUUUCUCGAACAUCCAUCUUGAAUGCAGAAUGCGAGGCAGAAAACAUCGUUCGUCAUUGUUUCCCGAAUCUUUGUCUGCUCAUCGUCACUGUCAAUGUUUGUGCAAGGAACGAACUCUCUUCUGACCACACUUACCAAUUUCUUUUACAUCCAGAAGACGAUCACCAUAUCUCGCUAUUAAGCUUUGCGCCGACGACUUGUCCUUGGGACGCGAUUUAUGCAUCGAGGAUCAAAUUAAAUAUGCAAAGACGAUUUGCGAGACAGGAAAGAAUACACAGAGAUUAUGUUGCGCCCGUUAUAAAGGUCGUCAGCGCCUGUUAA
Molecule: messenger RNA, 876 nt
Organism: Botrytis byssoidea
Lineage: Eukaryota; Fungi; Ascomycota; Leotiomycetes; Helotiales; Sclerotiniaceae
Exons: 1
Coding region: 1-876 (291 amino acids)
Source: RefSeq, a predicted model, not a curated record